AUGCGGCCUCUUUGGACCGUCCAUGGAUGGGGUAUCACGGUAACUGCUCAGCCGAUGCUGACGCGCCCUGUAAUGGCAGGUGUCUUCAGAUUUGAACCGAUCCAGGCUCAAAUCAUUGACAUCCUCCAACAGGAAGGACUGCCGCUCCUCCGGGCGUCGAUUGCCAACCACAGCGCCGUCAAAGUAGAGGUUAUCAAACAUCAAAUAGGGAUGAAGUACACUGCUAUUUCGCACAUCUGGUCAGACGGACUCGGUAAUGAGGACCAAUAUUGGCUGCUGGAGCUCCAAUUCAAGCAACUUGUCAAGGCUGUCAAUGCUGCAAAGGGAGGGCGCAGAACUACCAGAGUUCCCUCAGCGCGUCAUCUUCGCCCCGGGGCCGAGAUUCCGACAAAAAGGGUUCCGAUGGCUUGUGUGUUCUUUCUUGGACAUGGUUAA
Talaromyces stipitatus ATCC 10500 is the source of this 435-nucleotide messenger RNA. RefSeq lists its product as uncharacterized. The record is from RefSeq and is a predicted model, not a curated record. The coding region runs from base 1 to 435 and encodes 144 amino acids. NCBI's taxonomy places the organism in Eukaryota, Fungi, Ascomycota, Eurotiomycetes, Eurotiales, Trichocomaceae. The transcript is spliced from 2 exons.